CCUCCGCCUGGGGGACCCCCAUCCCUGGCUGUCACCCAACUGCGCGUGCCCCCCUCCCCCCGACUCCCGCGGCCGAGCCACCACUGCUGCUGCAUACUCCGCUAGUCCGAGAGUCUUGAGCGGUUACCCGACCCCGCUCCACAGCUUCUUUGCAUCUCUAAUUUCGAAGGCCCCCUCCCCCACCCCUCCCGGCCUCCUUGCACCCCGAUUUUUUCUUAGCUUCGCUUGGGUUUUUCAGCCGUCUAUUUUUGCACCCCCUUUUCGUUUUGUUUUUAGGUUUGGGUGGGGGUAAAGCUGUAUUCGCACCCGUUCCCCCUUUUUAUUCUCCCCUUCCCUGACAACCCCCUUUUUCAUCGCAGUCGGGGGGCCUAGGAUCCGUACAUUCGUCGCUCUGUCAACACCCCGCAGCGCUUCGCGGUGCACCCCGGAAUUUGCGGCAGCUGCAUAUCUGAGGGGGGUCUCCCUUGUCCCUGCUGCCUUUGCUCCCUGCACGUUCCAGUGCGUGGAGGGGGGGCUUCAGCGCGCCGCACCCCAGCUUCUCCGCAGCCCCCCGCCCUGCGCGGGACUCGUCUCCCGCUGCCAAGAUGGUCAUCCAGAAAGAGAAGAAGAGCUGCGGGCAGGUGGUUGAGGAGUGGAAGGAGUUCGUGUGGAACCCGAGGACGCACCAGUUCAUGGGCCGCACCGGGACCAGCUGGGCCUUUAUCCUCCUCUUCUACCUCGUCUUCUAUGGCUUCCUCACAGCCAUGUUCACCCUCACCAUGUGGGUGAUGCUGCAGACUGUCUCUGACCAUACCCCCAAGUACCAGGACCGCCUGGCCACGCCUGGUUUGAUGAUUCGCCCCAAAACUGAGAACCUUGAUGUCAUUGUCAACAUCAGCGACACUGAAAGCUGGGACCAGCAUGUUCAGAAGCUCAACAAGUUCUUGGAGCCUUACAAUGACUCCAUCCAAGCCCAAAAGAAUGAUGUCUGCCGCCCUGGGCGCUAUUAUGAACAGCCAGAUAAUGGAGUCCUCAACUACCCGAAGCGUGCCUGCCGGUUCAACCGCACCCAGCUGGGCGAUUGCUCUGGCAUCGGGGACCCCACCCACUAUGGUUACAGCACUGGGCAGCCCUGUGUCUUCAUCAAAAUGAACCGGGUCAUUAACUUCUAUGCAGGUGCAAACCAGAGCAUGAAUGUUACCUGUGCAGGGAAGAGAGACGAAGAUGCUGCGCAUCUCGGCAGCUUUGUCAUGUUCCCUGCCAGUGGUAACAUCGACCUCAUGUACUUUCCCUACUAUGGCAAAAAGUUCCAUGUGAACUACACACAGCCCCUGGUGGCAGUGAAGUUCCUGAAUGUGACUCCCAAUGUAGAGGUGAAUGUGGAAUGUCGCAUCAACGCCGCCAAUAUUGCCACAGAUGAUGAGCGAGACAAGUUCGCCGGCCGUGUGGCCUUCAAACUCCGCAUCAACAAAACCUGAGGUCCCUUCCUCCCAUCCCCAAGCUUUCCUAUGGAUGCUUCUGGAAUGUCCCUGACCCUGCCUGAUCCCUCCCUCACCCACCCCAAAGGUAUUUUUUAUAACAGAGCUAUGACUUGUCUGAGCCUCACGCCCUUUUCCUUUACUUCUGAACCCAGCCUGAUGUCUGUUAUGAUUCCUUGGCUGCACACAUUUUCCACCAUCUUGCCCUGAUCUAGGAUCUAGUCUUUGGGAAAUGGGCUCCCAAGGGGAGUUAGGGUCUUUCUAGUUUUAGUUCUUAUUUAGCUGUGAAUGAGGUAUCCCAGAGACACCCAUCUCUCCUGCAACUUCCGGCCCUGAGAGCUACAGGACACAGCUGACAUCACACUCAUCCCCUCUCCUCCUCCCUACAGAUGCACCCUGCUGCUGCCUACCAUCCCUUACACACACACACACACACACACACACACACACACACACACACACAC
Molecule: messenger RNA, 1921 nt
Organism: Condylura cristata (star-nosed mole)
Lineage: Eukaryota; Metazoa; Chordata; Mammalia; Eulipotyphla; Talpidae
Gene: ATP1B2
Product: ATPase, Na+/K+ transporting, beta 2 polypeptide
Exons: 7
Coding region: 585-1457 (290 amino acids)
Biological process (GO): potassium ion import across plasma membrane; intracellular potassium ion homeostasis; sodium ion export across plasma membrane
Cellular component (GO): sodium:potassium-exchanging ATPase complex
Molecular function (GO): ATPase activator activity
Source: RefSeq, a predicted model, not a curated record